CCCCCCUCAACCAAAAAUCCCCAAAUCUCAAAUCCCUAAUUUUUGAACCAAAAAUCCCCAUCUCUCUCUCUCGCGACUGUGAGCACGGCAGACAAUGGCGUCGAGCGACGGGGUUAAGGAGCCUCACUCUUUUGUUUCUCACUCCAUUGGCUUUCCCUCUGCUGCUCUCACUCCAGUGGCGAACGAGCUGCUCAGGGACCACCGCAGCCAUUAAUAGCAGGCUCGAAGCUUUCAACUUCAAGAACAUCGGUCCGCUCAGAUUCACAUGAUUGAAGAGGCUCUCCGAUUCGCCGGUGUUCCUGGAUAUGGCUGGUGCCUGAAACAAUGGUUAUUGCAAGGACAACUGCUGUCAAAGCUGAAAGAAGACACUUAGUUUCUGAGGCUUAUAAUCCCAAACUUAAGCUUGUAAGCAAUGAAGUUUUAAAGGCUCAUCAUCCCAAACGAACACAAGAUGAAUCAGCAGCAGUAAAAACAAGGAAUAUAUUUCUACCGAGGGCCUCUCCGAAGUCAAUAAACCAAAAGGUUGCAAAGUCUAACAAAAAAUAUUUCAUGGUUAUGGGAAUUAAUACAGCUUUUAGUAGCCAAAAGCGAAGAGAUUCCCUGCGGGAGACGUGGAUGCCCCAAGGUGAGAAAAGAAAGAAGCCAGAGGAAGAGAAGGGCAUUGUCAUAAGCUUUGUUAUUGGUCACAGUUCAACAUCCGAUGGUAUUCUUGACAAAGCUAUUGAAGCAGAGGAUAGAAAGCACAAGGACUUCUUGCGGCUGAAACAUGUAGAGGGCUACAAUGAAUUGUCAGCGAAAACAAAGAUAAAUUUUGCUACCGCUGUUGCUUUGUGGGAUGCAGAUUUCUAUCUCAAAAUUGAUGACGACGUUCAUGUAAACAUAGGUAUAGAAAAGUUGGGCUUUGGUGGUAAUGUGGUAGUGAAAGUGGUUUAGUUAUUCAACAACAGCUAUGGGUUCGUCUUAUUUUGAGGGUUAGAAAUUUUUUGGAGAGAUGCAAAAUAUGAUCAAAGAAUUCAAUGACUUAAUUUUUCAAGUUUUUUUUUUUUUUUAUUUUUUAAUAAAUGUAAGCACAGUUUAAAAUUUUUUAUUUAAUUCCUUUGUAUAUACUUUUGAACA
Molecule: messenger RNA, 1116 nt
Organism: Camellia sinensis
Lineage: Eukaryota; Viridiplantae; Streptophyta; Magnoliopsida; Ericales; Theaceae
Source: RefSeq, a predicted model, not a curated record